Ceutorhynchus assimilis (cabbage seed weevil) is the source of this 804-nucleotide messenger RNA. Lineage: Eukaryota; Metazoa; Arthropoda; Insecta; Coleoptera; Curculionidae. The record is from the annotation of a GenBank genome assembly.
AUGAGAACCUUGGCAAAGGAAAAUUCAGCUUUGAACCGAUCUAAUUCAUUCACCUUCAAAGAUGCACAAAAACAAUGGCAAGAAAUAACCAGUAAUUUAAAUAGUGUUGCCAAAGGGUCCAAAAAAGAUUGGAAGCAGUGGCGUAAGACUUGGACAGAUAUUAAAAAAAAUACUAAAAGCAGAGCUGCAGAAAAUAGGAAGCAUUGUAUGAAAACUGGAGGUGGACCUCCUUUGAAAUUCAUGGAUGAAAGGGACAAUGAGGUGCUGAAUAUAAUUGGUACAGUGUCACAAGAGGGACAUAGGAGUGUAAAGGAAACCAAUGUGGAUUUCACGUUUCAAGAAACUGAUGAUGUCGAUAAUGAGGAUGAGAUUUUAGGCAGACAAUGUCAUACAUUGCUGGUACAAGUUGACGACAUCCAGGUAAUGGACUCACAGAUGACAGAUGAUAUAAAUGGGGACAUCAUGAAACAAAAGAAGCAAGAGCAAUCCGGUAUCGUUGAACCCCUAGAUGAAAUUCCUGAGAAAAGCAUUAAUUAUGAGAAUGAAAGAUCAAGUAAAAAACUAAGAAUGUCAAAAACAAAAAAAUUUGAAAGUUCCUAUAAAAUGAAUAAAGAUUUUCUUAAUGUCGUUGACCAAAGAAAAAACAUGGAGCAGACAUAUUAUGAAGCCAAAAUAGAAUUUAUGGAAGAAAGGAAAAAAUAUUUUAAAAAGAAGACUCAAAUUAUGAAAGAAGGAGUAGAAGUACUAAGGGACAUCAGAAAUAUAUUGCUCAGUUCCUCUGAACAGGAUCUUGCUGGAGAGUGA